Anopheles stephensi (Asian malaria mosquito) is the source of this 1937-nucleotide messenger RNA. RefSeq names its product putative F-box/FBD/LRR-repeat protein At1g16940. Gene Ontology annotation, molecular function: protein binding. The record is from RefSeq and is a predicted model, not a curated record. NCBI's taxonomy places the organism in Eukaryota, Metazoa, Arthropoda, Insecta, Diptera, Culicidae. The transcript is spliced from 3 exons. The coding region runs from base 152 to 1660 and encodes 502 amino acids.
GCCACAGCUUUAUGUAACGCGCAUAACGUGUUUACAAUUUCGCCGAAAGCGCAGCGCCAGCCCGCACGACACGAGGGUUUUGCGUGUUUACGUGUGGCCGUGGCCCGUGCGCGACGUACGAAAUUUCAUAAGAAAUUCGUUGGGGUUUCAAAUGAAUUUAAACUCUUUCCCGAACGAGGUGCUGUGCUACAUUUUUGAUUACCUACCAUGGAAAGAUCGGCAGCGUGUGUCGCUGGUGUGCAGCAGAUGGAACGGCAUUAUCAACUCGGUCCACUAUCUGCGCCGCCAGAAGCUGGUGCUGUACAACUAUGGCAAGGCAAAGUUUUUUUCCGGCGUCGGUGUGCAGCUGCUGUGCCGGCAGAAGAGCAUCGAGUUUUACUCGAACGCCAUGCUGGACACGGAAGAGCUGCUCGACACGAUUGUGAAAUCGUUCAGCACGGGAUCGGCGGAGGUACAGUCGCUGUCGCUGUAUCUGCGGUCGGAGCAUAAGGUAGCGUUCGGGUUGGUGGUGGCCAACAUUCCUAAUCUGCUGCACCUGACCGAGCUAAAGAUCUCGGCCAACGAGGCGCUCACGAACGGAGUCCAGAUUGAUAGUGCCUGUCUAGAGAAGGUUAACAUCUCAUUCUACCAGAAUUCACUCUGCCGGCUCAAUACGCCCCGAUUACACACCCUGCAUCUAACCGUACGGUACCGGAGCGAGAUGGACUUACUGAGCACGGUUUCGGCGCAGCUGAUCGAGCUGAAGGUGUCGUUCAUCUCGAAGGAUCAUGUGGCGCAGCUGUUCGGUUGUGACUUUAGUUCGCUGAAGGUGCUAAAUAUUUUGCUGAAAAACGACAAAUACAUAUCGUACAGUGUUUCCCCGGUACACUUGAGACCGCUCGACAGGACGGGAGUGUUUGCCCGUAGCAUCGUGCGGCUGGAAACGCUUCGAAUCGCGGACAUCUGUAGCAUAUUCGAUUUCGAGUUCCUGCAGAUGUUUUCGCACGCCAAGGCUCUUAAGUCGCUCACUAUCAACUACUUCAAGUUGAUCGGUGAUGUGAGUGAGCUUAUUAACGGGUUUAAGCAGCUAACUUAUCUUAAUCUAGAGGGAUGCCAACGGAUGGAUGCAACGAAAAAGCUGGACCUGCCCGGCCUACAGACCCUGGUGAUGCCUUACAAACAGCUCGCCCUGUUCACCGGCGGCAGUCCGAUGACCAUGCUGACCACGCUCUACUACAACAACACGGCCAAGGACCAAACGAACUUCGUGAAGCAGAUUGCGACCGCUUUCACCAACCUGACCUUCCUGUGUUUGCAAUACUUUGACAACGAGCUCGACUCGAACGCGUUUCUGCAUCUCAACCUGCUGACCAAGCUGCGGGUGCUAGUGAUAGAGAACAUGUCCGUAUCGAGCCAGAUCUAUGCCAACUGCCCAACGGUGCCGCAGCUGGAGCGGCUGGUAAUGGACACGAUCGUGACGGAGGUGUCGAUACUGGACACGGUACCGGCCCGCUUCCCGUCGCUGCAAACGUUCGUCAUUAGCAACUGCUUCCUGUACCUGAUCCCGACGGAUAGUGCCAAACGUUACAUGACGUUCGAUGAGCUGCGCCGCCAGAUGCCGUGCUGUGGCAUCUCGACCAAGGAUUCGACCAUUUUUACCAACAACGUGAAACAAAGCUGAGUUGAGUGGGGUAGAUUUUUUUUUGCGAAGGAGAACCGUGAAUCCGAAAAUCCAACCUAUUCGAUGCGUAAUAGGAUAAUAAGCGAGUGAUAUUAACAGUAAACAAACAGGAACGCGCACUGAUGAAGGGUGGGUUGUACAUUUAUUAUAUAGCAGCAGGAACGUGGCGAUUGUGUGUUUGUGCAGUUUUUGUGCAAUAUAUAUAUGUAUACCUUUAUCACACAUUAUAUUGUGUGAAAAUGAAACUAACAACCAACAGAACUUGUACUUUAUGCAA